CGAGAAAUUUCUUAUCGACUUUCUAGCAUUAUUAUUUGCACUUGGUCAGUUAACGAAAUUAUUUCUAUUAAUUUCAACUUUAUUAAUAUCAUUAAAGAAGUAUAAAAUGGCAAGUAUAACUUCGAAAUUUCGCCCUCUUUUCAACAACGUGUUAGUGAAGAGAUUAGAAGCUGUUAAACAAAGUAAAGGUGGUAUUAUGUUACCUGACAACGCUUCCAAAAAGAUUUUGGAAGGAACUAUUGUUGCAGUUGGACCUGGUGGUAAAAAUCAAGAAAAUGUUUUUGUGCCAAUGGAGCUCAAAGUAGGUGAUCGUGUUUUAUUACCCGAAUAUGGUGGUACCAAAGUUCAGUUGGAGGACGGCGAAUAUACCAUGUACAAGGAAUCAGAUUUAUUGGCCAAGAUAGAACAUUGCGAUACAAAUUAAUUUUUUACCUGUGACUGUAUAAUUUAGUUUUAAAUUGUGCAUUAGUAAUAUUUCUUUUCUAUAAUGUUAUUAUUUAUAUAAAUUCCUAAACAAUUAUAUUAUAUGUUACUCAGUUUGUGAAGUAAUUUUUAUUU
Adelges cooleyi (spruce gall adelgid) is the source of this 558-nucleotide messenger RNA. Its product is annotated as 10 kDa heat shock protein, mitochondrial-like. NCBI's taxonomy places the organism in Eukaryota, Metazoa, Arthropoda, Insecta, Hemiptera, Adelgidae. The transcript has 3 exons. The coding region runs from base 107 to 424 and encodes 105 amino acids. The record is from RefSeq and is a predicted model, not a curated record. Gene Ontology annotation, cellular component: mitochondrial matrix. Gene Ontology annotation, molecular function: metal ion binding; protein-folding chaperone binding; ATP binding.